AUUUUGUGUACACACUGCUAUGACUUUUACCUACAACAUUUGAAAUCAGCUGUUUAUUGCGUACUGAGCGGGAAACGUAAUUAAAUGAGUCUGGAAAUUAGCAACAGUUUUGGAUUUACUUGCAAGGUAUUAAAAAAACAAUGUGAUAGCACACAGAUUAAUCAAUGGGCUGCCUGCGGUCUUGAAGAUCUACUUAAAUGUUUAAACGCAAAGGAAAAGCUUUUGUUGGCCAAGUACUUUUGUCAAUUGCCAUUAAAUUUUGGCAGCUUUCGUGUGUUGCGCCAGUUGCAACAUCGAAGAAUUCUCACAGCCACCGAAUACAUUUGCAGCAUUAGGGAUGAAGAGCAGCUGCAAUUGAUAUUAAUUGAGUUUCUACAAAGUGAACAUGAUUUAUUGUCGAAUCUGUUUAUUUCGGCUCAUUAUGACUCAUUAAAUACCAUUCGAUUGCAAAAUAUGCUUGAAACUGCAUUGCGAAAUCUAUUUGUCGCUCUCUCUGGCAAUCCCAAGAUCUGUAAUCUAAACUACGUGGAACCCUUAAGCAAAUCUUUACCAGCUGAUGUAUUAAUCAAUGUUUGCCUGGAAAUGCAUUUGAGCAUUUUGCUGGAGUUGCAUGAGGUUGAGGAUGUAAGCCUGGCAUUUCAACACUUUAGCACAUGGAUUAACGAGGGCGUCGAUGAACUUACAUUUGUCAAAUGCAUAACAGAAAAACUUCUUGGCAGACAUCAACAGGAGGCUCUUAACUAUCUAUUUAAACUGUCAACAGCGAUUAACUUAAAACAUUGGAAGUUUUAUCUUAUUUUGGUGCAGUCCAUAGCCAGCUCAAGCAACGAAGAAACAAUCUCAUUUAUAAAGAAAUACCUUAAGAAUCGUUUGCAGCAUGUAGCCAGUUUGGGCUGUCAGUUCUCCUUGUUGCAUCUACUACUCACUGCUCGUGCUGCGGCGGCAACUACAAUGAGUAUACAACAGAAUCUGGAUAACUAUGCCCAGUGGUACAAGCAGAAUAUUGGCGAAAUGUCAUAUGUGCUUGGCAACGAGCAAUUUCAAAUUGUGCUUAAUAUUUUGGAUGACUCUGUGCAUUACGAACAGGAAAUUGAUUAUCUUGAGAUUCAUGCAGCAAUUGCCAUUUCUCCAGGUGGCAAGCUUGUGCAGGCCUACAAAACCAAAUGCAAGGCGCAUUUGUCCCGAUUAAAAGCUGCUAGCAAACAGAAAAAUUACAGAUAACAAAUAUAUUUACAGACCUACACCUACAACCAA
Molecule: messenger RNA, 1254 nt
Organism: Drosophila innubila
Lineage: Eukaryota; Metazoa; Arthropoda; Insecta; Diptera; Drosophilidae
Exons: 9
Coding region: 85-1221 (378 amino acids)
Source: RefSeq, a predicted model, not a curated record